UGCGGAGCGGUUCCGGGGCAGGAGGUGCGGGCAGUGGCGGUUGCUAGGAGAAUGAGCUCGGAAAGGGGGAACGUGUCGCGCACGCGGCCCCAGCGGUACCAGAACACGCACGCCUUCAGGAACGACAAGUACGACACCAGCGCCCGGCGCAAGAAAAUAAAUGCUAAGCUUCAUGACGGAGUGUGUCAGCAUUGCAAAGGUAUCUUGGAGUGGCGGGUAAAAUUCAACAAGUACAAACCGCUAACAAAGCCUAAAAAAUGUGUGAAGUGCUUCCAGAAGACUGUAAAAGAUCCAUACCAUAGUAUUUGUCGACCAUGUGCUAGUAAGCUAGAGAUCUGUGCUAAAUGUGGAAAAAAAGAAGAAAUAAUAAUUCCGAUUGAUAAAGGACAAGACAGAGCUGAGAUUGUGACUGCUAAAAAUGGCCAAGAGAGCAGGGAGUUGGAGGAUGAGCUGGAUUUUGAUGCAAACUUACGUAGUAAGGACAGUGAUGAAGAUACUGAUGUGCUUGAAGAACAAUUUAAAAGUAUGAAUUUUGAAAGGACAGAGAUCUAAAAGGCUGAGUUUAUAUGGGAGACUAUAUGCUGUCAGAAGUGUUAAAUCAAUGUUUGCCUUAAACUGCACUGAAAUCUGAUUUUGUAUCUUUGGUCCUUGCAUAUAGAUGUUGGCACUGUGUAUUAUGAUGCUUGUUGAAGAUUUUGUAUUAAUGUUGGGGGUUUUGUGCAUAAAGAGCAGAAUUUCUUGUGAAAAAGAUUCAGAAAUUGAAUUUUUAAGCAUAGUAUUUCAUGCAUAUAUGUAACAACUUCCUGUUUUUCUAAAUUAAGCCUUUGUGUAAUUGUUCUGAAUUCAGUAUUAUGCUACUUUGUAUUGCCACUUGGAAAGCUACAUGAAAGUCUAGAAUAAAUACAUAGUCUUGUCAGAAAAAGGAAGAGCUAAACCAGUGUAUUUUGCUGAAGGAAAAUCUUGCAACUUCUGUCCAUGAGUUUCCAAAUAGGGUCAAAAUACCAGGUGGCUAUUACCGUUAUGCUUGUUGUCUCUCUUCUAUGCAAAAAAGAGGGUGUAAAUGCCAUCACCAGUACAGUUCAUGAGCACUUAAUGCUUAUUUACCAUCUAUAAGUAUGCACUAUGAAUUUGUGACCUUGUUACUACUAAUGUUUUGAAAAGAAAAAAAAAAAGAUUUUUUAGAAUUGCUCAUAACAGAUCCCACACUUUCAUUUCCUUUGUCUGCAGAUCUAAUAUAGUUUGCUCUGAUAUGAAAACACUUGUAUAGUGUAGUGGUGCUUAUAUAGUUCCUGAUUUUCAGUUCUUUUUAGGGAUUAUUUCAAUGUAGGUUAAGCUCUAGGAAGAACUUAACUGAAUUUGUAGUAACUAUCUUUUAUGGGAUUCAGAACAGUUUGAUUUCUUCUUUAUUGUCUUCUAUUUCUAGACAUAAAACUGAAGAAGUACUUUUUAGUAAUUAAAUAGUUUAAGCUGUGACAAUACAGUAUGCCCUUUUUACUAACUGUGUAGCAGGUAUACAUCUGCUUGGGUGUUCUGCCUGAUGUACAGUAGUGUAGCAGGCAUGGAAAAAUUUGAUUACCAAACUACCUUCUUCGAAUGAAUUGUGAGGAACUUCAGCUCUGGGAUUAUUCUCCCCACCUACAGUGGGGAAAAUACUGAAACUUUAUCCUUUGGGUAAAGAUAGCUACCCUGUGGUGCUAUAGUUGACCUUAAUUUAAAAGAAAAUGUGGUUACCAGGCUGUAGACUACUAAGACAUUCAGCAGUCAAUAGCCUAAAAGUAUAUUAUUUAAAGGACAACUUUAUUAUUUAGUAUUGACAAUAACAGACAACAGCAAAAUUCUUGUAAUCAGUCAUGGAACAAUGAACUUUUACUAUUUUUUCUUAAAUGUGUAGCUGCUUGUCACUACACAUACGGCCUUAAGAGUAAGCUUUUUCUUCUACUACAUGUAUUUUGAUUUGUAUUCUGCUUUAAUAUUAUACAUUAAAACAGUGUUUUACCUUUUCUAAACUAUUUGUAAGUUUGUAUCUUAAUACCUGAAACAUGCUUUUGUAUGUUUUUUUGAUGAUCUCUAAGGACUGCUUGGUUUCUUCUUUUUUGUUUUCUUUUUCCCAUUCCUUUUCUGUGCUGCCCUUCUGCAGCUGAAGAAUGUGAUCUGUCCCAUCUAUAUUUUUUGCAUAGGUAGAUUUUUGCUAAGUGUUUGAACUGUUGAAAAACAUUCUACUGGUCUUCUCUGUUCCAGUGAUGUGUCCAGACUUCUGAGGCUUGUCACUGGGGCAGCCUAAAGUUUACUAAGUGUUUGGGUAGUGUUCUUUUUCCGUCUGGGGUUGCUUAUUACAUAGUUGUUUGUAGUCGUGAAGAACUGGGACUAAUGACCCAAACAACCCAUCUUCUUUUUCCGCCCAUUCUACAAACGCGUUUAUAAGCUAAACCACUAGUUUUGUGAUUAAACAUACCAGUUUUUUCACUUAACUGCUACUAAUAAAAUCCAAGAAGGUUGGAAGUUUAAAAUUUGUAGAAGAGCAAUGGUUUCUCUAGGAAGAGUCAGUAAAGCAGCAAACCACCAGGAGGUGCUUAGUGGCAGAAAAGGAGGUUGGUAUGUUUAGAAGUGACUGGAAAUUGGUGUGAAGGUCAUGUUGCAUUGACAGAUAAAUCCUCCCAGCAGGACAGCAGUGACGUGUGAGUCAGUGUGACAUCGCCUGUUGUCCUACCAGUUGACGUUGAUAAAGACAGAGUAAACAAAGAAUAAAGACAGAGUAAA
Pezoporus flaviventris is the source of this 2757-nucleotide messenger RNA. RefSeq names its product chromosome unknown C9orf85 homolog (gene CUNH9orf85). Lineage: Eukaryota; Metazoa; Chordata; Aves; Psittaciformes; Psittacidae. Bases 52 to 552 code for a protein of 166 amino acids. The transcript has 4 exons. The record is from RefSeq and is a predicted model, not a curated record.